Messenger RNA from Vicia villosa (hairy vetch), 5784 nucleotides. RefSeq names its product brefeldin A-inhibited guanine nucleotide-exchange protein 1-like. Gene Ontology annotation, molecular function: guanyl-nucleotide exchange factor activity. Gene Ontology annotation, biological process: regulation of ARF protein signal transduction. The transcript is spliced from 11 exons. The record is from RefSeq and is a predicted model, not a curated record. Gene Ontology annotation, cellular component: trans-Golgi network. Bases 229 to 5346 code for a protein of 1705 amino acids. NCBI's taxonomy places the organism in Eukaryota, Viridiplantae, Streptophyta, Magnoliopsida, Fabales, Fabaceae.
AUGCAGAAACGUAGACCAAAGAGCCUAUUGACGGAGCAAUGUUUUGAUUCUGCUCCAUGAACGCAGCUAGCUAAUUUGAAAUUGAAAUUGAAAUCUCAAUCUCAAUCUCCAGGCAGCUGAAUUGACAUGGUCGCAUUUAUGACAAACACAGAUCAGUCAAUUAAUUAUAUGCGAUCCAAUUCCAAUCUAUAAUCUUCAUCUUCAUCUUGAUCUUGAUCUUUGAAAGAAAUGUCCGCAUCUCAAUCCCUGGGAGGUCCUUCAAGAUGUGGCAGAGUCCUUGGUCCAUCACUUGACAAGAUCAUUAAGAAUGCCGCCUGGCGUAAGCACUCUCAACUUGUCUCCUCCUGCAAAUCCACCCUCGACAAACUUGAAUCCAUCUCCGACUCCUCCAAUUCUCAAUGCGAUCCUAAAUCCCCUCUUUUAGGUCUCUCCUCCUCAGAUGCCGAAUAUGUCCUUCAACCUCUAUAUCUCGCCCUUGACUCUGCUUACGCUAAGGUUGUUGAGCCUGCUCUUGAAUGCACCUUUAAACUCCUCUCUCUUGGUCUUGUCUGCGGCGAGAUCGAUAAUUCACAGCCCGUUGUUUUCAAUAUAAUUGAUGCCAUAUGUAAGUCCAGUGGCCUUGGCGAGGAGGCUAUCGAGUUGGGCGUGCUCAGAGUCCUGCUUUCUGCUGUAAGAUCCCCCUGCAUUCUCAUCCGGGGAGAUUCUUUGGUUCAGAUUGUUAGAACUUGUUAUAAUGUCUACCUAGGCGGGGUAAACGGAACUAAUCAGAUCUGUGCCAAGUCCGUUCUUGCCCAGAUCAUCACUAUUGUUUUCACCAGAGUCGAGGAAGACUCCAUGGAUGUUUCCAUUAAAAAGGUUUCUGUUAGUGAACUAUUGGAAUUCACAGAUAAGAAUUUAAACGAGGGUAAUUCCAUACAUUUUUGCCAAAAUUUGAUCAAUGAAGUCAUGGAGGCUACUCAGGGCCUUCCUCUCAAACCAUCUUCUCUCGAAAUAUCCAAACCCACCCCACCCUUGCCCCCCAAACCCUUGCCCAAAGAAGUAGAUGAAACCUCUACAGAUACUGAACCUGGACCUGAUGGAAGUAAAAUAAGGGAGGACGGUUUUCUUCUUUUUAAAAAUUUGUGCAAAUUGUCUAUGAAAUUCUCAUCUCAGCAGCACCCUGACGACCGGAUCCUCUUGAGAGGCAAAAUUUUGUCCUUGGAGCUCCUAAAGGUGGUCAUGGAUAAUGGCGGCUCCAUAUGGCGCGCCAAUGAAAGGUUUCUCAAUGGCAUCAAGCAGUAUCUUUGCUUGUCAUUAUUAAAGAACAGCGCUCUUUCAGCAAUGGCCAUUUUUCAGCUCCAGUGUUCCAUUUUCAUGAACUUGUUAUCAAAAUAUAGAUCAUGCUUGAAAAAAGAAAUCGGCAUGUUUUUUCCCAUGCUUAUCCUCCGAGUACUUGAGAAUGUGCUUCAGCCCAGUUUUCUGCAGAAAAUGACUGUCCUGAACUUAUUGGACAAAUUAUCCCAAGAUCCUCAGAUUAUUAUUGACAUUUUUGUUAAUUAUGAUUGUGAUGUGGAUGCUUCAAACAUAUUUGAAAGGAUAGUCAAUGGUCUUCUAAAAACUGCUUUGGGACCACCUACGGGGUCGACCACAUCUUUGUCUCCAGCACAAGAUAUUACUUUCCGACAUGAAUCUGUGAAUUGCUUGGUCAGCAUCAUUAAGUCAAUGGGAGCAUGGAUGGACCAGCAGAUAAGGCCAGGAGACUUGGAUCUUGUAAAGAGCCCUGAAAGCACCAGCGUAGGAGAGAGUCCGCUAACUCUGAAUGGAGAAGACGGAAAUGUUUCUGAUCUUGAGCUACACCCCGAUGGAAAUUCUGAAUUUUCAGACGCCGCCACAUUAGAGCAGCGUCGGUUAUAUAAAGCUGAGCUUCAGAAAGGUAUAUCACUUUUUAACAGAAAACCUUCCAAGGGUGUUGAAUUCUUGAUAAGCAACAAAAAAAUUGGUAGUUCUCCAGAAGAAGUGGCUCUGUUCCUUAAGAAUACUGGUGGCCUUGACGAGGCCAAGAUUGGUGACUAUUUGGGGGAAAGGGAGGAUUUUUCUCUGAAAGUUAUGCAUGCUUAUGUAGAUUCCUUUAACUUCAAAGGGAUGGACUUUGGUGAAGCUAUACGGUUUUUUCUUCAGGGCUUUAGGUUGCCUGGUGAGGCACAGAAAAUUGAUCGCAUUAUGGAGAAGUUUGCUGAGCGCUUUUGUAAAUGCAGCCCUAGUUCUUUCAGCAGUGCAGAUACAGCCUACGUUCUUGCUUACUCUGUAAUAAUGCUUAAUACAGACGCUCAUAAUAAUAUGGUGAAAGAUAAGAUGACAAAGGCUGAUUUUAUCCGAAACAACCGAGGAAUUGAUGAUGGAAAGGAUUUACCAGAGGAAUAUCUUGGGGCCCUUUAUGAUAAAAUUGUUAGAAACGAAAUUAAGAUGAAGGCUGAUUCUUCUGCACCUCAGGGUAAGCAAGAAAAUAGCUUUAAUAGAUUGCUGGGAUUGGAUGGUAUACUCAAUCUUGUGAACUGGAAGCAAAAUGAGGAAAAAGCAGUGGGUGCAAAUGGGCUUCUCAUUCGGCAUAUUCAGGAGCAGUUCAAAUCAAAUUCACGAAAAUCAGAAUCGGCUUAUCAUGUUGUCACAGACGUGGCUAUAUUGAGGUUUAUGGUGGAAGUAUGUUGGGGUCCUAUGCUGGCUGCAUUCAGUGUAACACUUGACCAGAGUGAUGACAGGGUAGCUACUUCUCAAUCCUUACAGGGAUUUCGACAUGCUGUGCAUAUUACUGCUGUGAUGGGCAUGCAGACUCAAAGGGAUGCUUUUGUUACAUCUGUUGCCAAAUUUACUUAUCUGCAUUGUGCUGGUGAUAUGAAACAGAAAAAUGUUGAUGCUGUCAAGGCAAUAAUAUCGAUUGCUAUUGAAGACGGUGAUCAUCUACAAGAAGCAUGGGAACACAUAUUAACAUGCCUCUCCCGAAUUGAGCAUUUGCAAUUGUUAGGUGAGGGCGCUCCAAGUGAUGCAACCUUCUUCACUUCAGCUAAUUCUGAAACAGAGGAAAGAACACCAAAAACAUUAGCUUUCUCUUCUUUCAAGAAAGGAACUCUCCAGAAUCCAGCCAUGAUGGCUAUCGUUCGUGGGAGUCCAUAUGAUAGUACAAGUGUUGGGGGAAAACCCUCUACAUUGGUAACACCGGAACAGAUAAAUAGUUUCAUCUCUAACUUGAAUCUACUGGAUCAAAUUGGAAACUUUGAAUUGAACCAUGUCUUUGCUCAUAGUCAAGGGUUGAAUGGCGAAGCAAUAGUAGCAUUUGUGAAAGCUCUUUGCAAAGUUUCCAUCUCCGAGUUACAGUCUCCAACAGACCCUCGUGUAUUUGGCCUCACUAAAAUAGUAGAAAUUGCGCAUUAUAAUAUGAACCGCAUUAGAUUAGUAUGGUCUCGCAUAUGGAAUGUUCUAUCCGACUUCUUUGUGUCAGUUGGAUUGUCAGAAAACCUGUCAGUUGCAAUUUUUGCGAUAGAUUCACUACGACAACUUGCAAUGAAAUUUUUGGAGCGCGAGGAGCUGGCUAAUUAUAACUUCCAGAAUGAAUUUCUCAGACCAUUUGUGAUUGUCAUGCAGAAAAGCAACUCAACUGAAAUUAGAGAAUUAAUAGUUCGCUGUAUUUCACAGAUGGUCCUUAGCCGUGUCAGUAAUGUGAAAUCUGGCUGGAAAAGUGUUUUUAUGGUUUUUACAGCUGCGGCAGCUGAUGAGCGGAAGAAUAUUGUAUUGUUAGCCUUUGAGACUAUGGAGAAAAUAGUGCGUGAAUAUUUUCCUUAUAUUACUGAGACGGAAACAACAACCUUCACUGAUUGUGUUGGAUGCCUUUUGACAUUUACGAAUAGCCGGUUCAAUAGUGAUGUUAGCCUCAAUGCAAUUGCAUUUCUUCGUUUCUGUGCAGUCAGACUUGCUGAUGGAGGACUUGUAUGCAAUAAGAAGAGUAGUGCUGAUGGCUCAUCAGUUAUAUUAACAAAUGGUGUUUCUGAUGUACAAGCUCUUACCGAUAACGAUGAUCACGUGUCCUUUUGGAUUCCUUUAUUAUCAGGGUUGUCAAAAUUAACUUCUGAUCCAAGAUCAGCUAUCAAAAAGAGUUCUUUGGAGGUUCUUUUUAACAUUUUGAAGGAUCAUGGUCAUCUAUUUUCACGCACAUUUUGGAAUAGCAUUUUCUGUUCUGUUGUUUUUCCUGUAUAUAAUUCGGUAUGUGGAAAGCGAGACAUGAAUAUAUCAGAGGGUCAUUGUUCAUCUUCAGUAUCUGUGCAUACCGAAGGAGGCACAUGGGAUUCUGAGACUUCUCCGGUAGCAGCAGAAUGUUUAAUAGAUUUAUUUGUCACCUUCUUUGAUAUGGUGAGGUCUCAGCUACCAGGUGUUGUGUCCGUACUGACAGGGUUCAUUAGAAGUCCUGUUCAGGGUCCAGCUAGUACUGGAGUUGCUGGAUUAGUGCGUCUCACAGGUGACCUUGGUAACAGGCUUUCAGAAGAAGAAUGGAAAGAGAUUUUUCUGUGUUUGAAAGAUGCAGCUACAUCAACAGUGCCUGGAUUCAUAAAGGUUUUGAGAACCAUGAGUAAUAUUGAAGUACUUAAAUUUUCACAGUCUUCUGAUCAUGAUUUGACAAAUGAUGAGUUUGAUGACGACAAUCUGCAAACGGCCACAUAUGUUGUCUCAAGAACAAAGAAUCAUAUUGCUAUGCAGCUACUUAUUUUACAGGUUACAACUGAUCUAUACAGAAAACACCAGCAAUCCUUAUCAGCAGACAACAUCAGAGUCCUUAUUGAAUUAUAUUCAUCAGUUGCUUUGCAUGCUCGACAAUUGAACAGAGAGGCAAUCCUGCUGAAAAAGUUGCAAAAAGCUUGCUCUAUCUUGGAAUUAUCUGCCCCGCCCGUGGUUCAUUUUGAAAACGAGGCCUUCCAAAAUCACCUCAACUUUCUACAAAACUUACACGACGAUCAUUAUUUUGUGCACAAGGAGAUAGAUCUAGAACAAGAGUUAGUAAGUGUAUGUGAAAAUGUAUUAGACAUAUAUCUAAAUUGUGCAAGCUCUGUAUCCACAUUUCACAAGUCUGACGCACAGCCAGUGCUACGAAGAAAGCUCCCUCUGAGUUCAACAAAGAAAGAGGAAAUAGCUGCUAGGACAUCUCUAGUCAUCUCAGCACUGCAAGGUUUGGCUGGUCUGGAAAAAGAUUCAUUCCGGAAGUAUGUUCCACGGUUCUUUCAACUAUUGGUUGAUCUUGUGAGGAGUGAACACACCUCUGGAGAAGUUCAGCUUGCCCUGAGUAAUAUGUUCCGUUCAUCUGUAGGCCCCAUUAUAAUGGAAUGAUAAUUGUGACAUAUUUUUUUUAAGGAAGUUGUCGAGUGUUAGUCGACUAAUUCUUUAUAAGUUGAGGCACAGGCCAUUUGUAUAGGCAUAUCUAAAUUUACCCAACAUUGCAGCUAUGGCGUGCUACUUUUGAAUUUUUGUGAUUAUAUGUGCCAUAAUGUAAAUGAUAAAUCUAUCAAAGCAGCAGUACGAGUUAUCACAUAUAAUCUGACACCGUUAUUUAGCCACGAUCUAGUUUUAAACUCUGAAAGGGGAGGGAAAAGGAAGUUGAGGUUGAGGAGGGGCCUUUACUUUUUGUUGUGUACAACUGUAGUAAUAUUACCUUAUUUUUAUAGUUUGAGAAGCAGUUUUGUCAAUGAAGUUGAGAUGGUAAAAAGUUGUGAAAUAUUUAAUUUAAUGUCCUUAGGAGCGGGUUGGAAUAUGCAAUAUUAUAUGUUU